CAAUGUAUAUGUCGUAUAGUCGUAUUCGUAUGUCAUAAAAACAAAGCAGCUACCAUGCAGCUAAAGGAGUUGUUAUUAUACCGUUUUAUUCAGUAAUAUUGAUUUUGGUCUUUCUUUCACUAGUAAUUCAAAGUAAUUGCGUUGUCUUUUGUGUUAGUUUAGUUAGUGCUUACACGGUCAGUGUUGCUUACAGUUACAGUGUAAAGGAACAGGUGAUACACCCCUUAUCCCUACACUAUGCAGAAACAUGAACCAGAAUUUGUUAGUAAAACUGUAAUAUGAAAUUACUAUAAUUAUUGGUAUUUAUGGUUGAUAUAUUGCUAAGUAGGUAAAGACUAUCAUGGAUCAAUCAUUUAUAACUAAAAUUCAAAACUUAUCAAUGAGUAGUCGAACUGAUUUGGCUCCCCAAAGCAAAUCCGAUUUACAAGCCGAUUUACAUCCAAUAAAACCGUUUCAUAGGAAACAAGCUUCAUUAGAUUCGACAGAAGCUUUUUCUACUGAAUCCUCUCCAAGUCAUGUCUUAAAUGACUAUACAUUUUGUGAAAAAGAUAUGGUUCAUUCUAUUUCAAAAGAAGAAACAAAUCCAUUGGAAGAAAAUGAUGUGUACGUUCAGUGUGCUAAACCUAAAAGUGCAAUUUAUAAAAAUUCUGAUUUUGAAAAUUCACAAUCGUUUAAUACACCACUUUAUGAAAAUAUAGACUAUUAUAUGAACAAGUCUCAAACAGCACCGUAUUAUCAUGAAAUAAGUGGUAACAAGGAAUUUCAAAAAGCUCAACCUCAAGUUCCUUCUGGAAAUAAAACAAAUAACAGUAAUUUAGGAAUAGAGAAUUUGUCUGUAUAUGAAAAUGUUCAUGAAUUGUCAAAGGUUUCUAUGAAUGAGACAGCACGUCAACCUCCACCUCCAUAUUCUUCUUACCCUAGACAUCAGCAAUUUUAUUCUUCUAAACUAUCAAAUCAUCUGUGCAAAGCAUCACCUCAGAUACCAACUUCAAAAUUGCCAAUAAAAAAUCUAACACAGCAGCAGUUGGAUGAAAUAAAUGCAUCUGAUUAUGUUUGUAUGACUGGAAAUAUUUCACAGCAAUUUCAUACAUCUACAGCAAAAAAUUAUGAAAGAGCACCUGCUACUGGCAUCGCUGCUGUUCCAUUAAGUCCUAAAAAAGAGGUAAAAAAAACUCUAGAAAAGAUUGAAUCCAGGUCUUCAGCACCUCCUAGCCCUACCCCAAGUUCGAUUAGCAACACAUCAAAUUCUAGUAAAUUAAAAAUAAGUGGAAAAAACUUGUUGCCGUAUAAUGUUACUCCACCUAGACCUCGUGGACCGACUGAAGCUGAAAAAAAAAUUGAAGAAAUGACCCGACAAAUUGAAGAAGAAAUGGAGAAACAUGAGGAAGAAGGGGAAUAUUUUGUAAAUUAA
This is a messenger RNA of Agrilus planipennis (emerald ash borer), 1411 nucleotides long. RefSeq names its product LIM domain-containing protein jub-like. Bases 341 to 1411 code for a protein of 356 amino acids. Lineage: Eukaryota; Metazoa; Arthropoda; Insecta; Coleoptera; Buprestidae. The record is from RefSeq and is a predicted model, not a curated record. The transcript is spliced from 4 exons.